This is a messenger RNA of Oryctolagus cuniculus (rabbit), 457 nucleotides long. The record is from RefSeq and is a predicted model, not a curated record. NCBI's taxonomy places the organism in Eukaryota, Metazoa, Chordata, Mammalia, Lagomorpha, Leporidae.
AACUAGUUUGCAUUAUAGGGCUGGUCCCAAGCAGGCACGGGGGGCGAGCCGCGCAGAAGCGGCACCGGCCGCCCGGCCCCACGGCACCUCUCCAGCGCUCCCCGAGCUUCCAACGACCCACGAAUUGCCAGGCUGGCGCCCCCACAGGCCACACAUCAUCUGAAUUGGACAGCCAGCGGCCAGCUCGCCACAGGCCACUUAAAAUGCAGCCCGCGGCUCUCCGCCCGACCGCCGCGAGCCGCCAUCAUGGACACGAGUGGAGUGCAGCCCAUCAAACUGGCCAGGGUCACCUGGCUCUCAGGACAGCGCACGCAGGUGCGCGUGGAGUUCAUGGACGACACAAGCCACUCCAUCAUCCGCAACGUGAAAGGCCCCGUGCGGGAGGGCGGCGUGCUCACCCUGCUGGAGUCCGAGCGGGAGGCUCGGAGGCUGCGCUGAUGCCGCCGCGCAGGGGGUG